This is a messenger RNA of [Candida] anglica, 546 nucleotides long. NCBI's taxonomy places the organism in Eukaryota, Fungi, Ascomycota, Pichiomycetes, Serinales, Debaryomycetaceae. The record is from the annotation of a GenBank genome assembly.
AUGACAAAAAAUAGACUAUCUACGGUAGACCAUAUUAGCUCUCAUCACCAUGAAUGGAAAAUUUUUGAAAAUUCAAGAAUUCAAAGGGAGAAUAUAUUACAAGAGCAACAAGUAUACCUACUGCACCAACUUCAGCUAAUCGAAGAGAGUAAUGAUCUAUCAUCUUUUAUGAAUGAAAUAUCAGAUUCGGAGAUUUCUCCAAUACAGAAUCAAUUAAUAUCCUAUGAAAUGCCAGCACCUAAAUUGGAACUAACUUCACUUGAUGAUUUGAUAGAAGACACCAUGUCUACAACUCAAGUGGACGGUAAUUUUCAUAAAUUACUUAUAGCUCAUCUAUACAUAUAUUUUGUCUCAAAUGGGCUUCAAGACUCUGCAACAGCCCUUUACCAGGAAAUAUGUAAGGGCAUAUACUCCAAAGAAAUCCUGUUAAUUGGACUAAUAGAAAUGCAAUUAAUUACUUCAUGUAAAGGUACAUUUCUAGAAGAUUGGUGGGAUCUUCUUUGGUUAACAUUAGCCAGUGAAAGCGCCCUCGCAAACUUACAGUAG